Aspergillus puulaauensis is the source of this 1104-nucleotide messenger RNA. RefSeq lists its product as uncharacterized. Gene Ontology annotation, molecular function: protein-macromolecule adaptor activity; ubiquitin protein ligase binding. The transcript has 3 exons. Gene Ontology annotation, cellular component: cytosol; cytoplasm. The record is from RefSeq and is a predicted model, not a curated record. The coding region runs from base 1 to 1104 and encodes 367 amino acids. Lineage: Eukaryota; Fungi; Ascomycota; Eurotiomycetes; Eurotiales; Aspergillaceae. Gene Ontology annotation, biological process: ubiquitin-dependent endocytosis.
AUGGGGCCGGUAGCAAGCAGCACAGACAUCGCAUUGUCGAUCGCACUUGUUGAGCCGGCGACAUUCCUCAGAGGGAGAAAAGCCGUCGAUCCAAGCAAAGCAAAGUCCGCUGUCAUUCGUGGUAAAUUACAGGUGCAUACUAAGCGAAGCGUUCAGGUCAGCAGCAUCACAGUUCUUUUGCGAGGGCGUGCUAUAACAGAUUGGCCUGGCGGAAUCCCCGAAUAUGACGAGUUCCUCACCGAAGCGCAAGUCUGCUUCAGCGAUAAUACAGUACCAAUCGGGGAAACAUGUGGUCCACCUGGAUACCAGGAGUACAUCCCAUGCAUAGACACAGGUACUCGCAGCCAAGACGUGUCAGACGGAACCCCGUUCGCUGCGAAAAGACAAACACGGAAUAACGGGCGAUCAGUGGCAGACUCACAGAUCUUCGCUGUCGGAUCUCGGUCGUACAAUUUUGAAUUUACGAUUGGUAGCUGGCUGCCUGAAACAACGCACACCAGGUACGGCACGGUGAAGUAUGAACUGGAGGCCAUUGUGGAGAGGCCAGGUCUAUUCAAGCCCACUGUUCGCCGCUCGCUGGAGGUGCCGGUCAUUCGUACACCGGCGGAGGACGCGCCGGACUUGUCCCUAUCUCGACAGGUUCUCGGAUCGUGGGACGAUCGAUUGCUGUAUUCAUUUCAAGUUGCCGGAAAGGCUUUCUCUCUGGGAAGCUACAUACCGAUUUCUGUUGCUCUACAUGCCAGCGGAGAGGUCGUUUGUCGAGAGGUGAGAAUAUUCGUGACUGAAUAUGUAAAGCAUUAUAGAAAGAAUGGCACAUUGCAUUACUUCCAACCCGAGAAGGAUGUUCUUCUCUUUGGGGCUCAUCCAAAGCCACACAGUCAAGAAACUGGCAGUUGUGAGAAGCUCUAUCUAUCAGGCAGUGGGGAUAAGCGUGACCAAUUCAAUGAUGAGCUCCAUGUCAAUCUGCAGGAAGAUAUCAGAUUACCUGGCUGCCACGAGAUGACAACGAGGAACUUUGCCGACAGACUACACAUUGAUAGCUCCUACGAAGGGCUGAUGAUCAAACAUAGAAUAAAGGUCCGCGUUCAUAAUUCACUCGACUGA